AUGCAAGCUCUAAAUAAGAACACAACAAACUUUUCAAACUAUUCUAAGAUAUCUGAGUCAUUGAAAGGGGGUGACUUAAAACUGACAAUCAACCCAAUGACAGAUGAGUUUUUAUUUCAAGACAAUAAGAACAAUACUGUCUGUAUAAAUCCAACAAAAGGAACUUUAAACGAGAAACCUAUAAAUGAACUUCUUUUGAAAGCAGAUGUUGACAACAAAGCUGACAAAGAAUAUGUAGACGAUGCAAUAGCAAAAGAAGAAGAAAGAGCUAACAAUGCUUAUGCAACAAAAGAACAUACUCAUCCUGAACUAGCAGACAAAACAUAUGUUGACAAUAAAAUGUCAAGUGAAGUGACAAGAGCUGAAAACGAAUAUUCUAAAAAGACUCAUAUACAUUAUAUUAACCAAAUACCAAGUCUUAAGGAAACAUUAGAGACAAAAGCAGAUAAGACUCAUACACAUUCUAUAUCUGAUAUUACAAACUUACAAGAAACCUUAAACAGGAAAAGUGCCGUUGGACAUACACAUUCUAUAUCUGAUAUUACAAACUUACAAGAAACCUUAAACAGGAAAGUGCCGUUGGACAUACACAUUCUAUAUCUGAUAUUACAAACUUACAAGAAACCUUAA
This is a messenger RNA of Trichomonas vaginalis G3, 630 nucleotides long. RefSeq names its product phage tail repeat-like family. Lineage: Eukaryota; Parabasalia; Trichomonadida; Trichomonadidae. The coding region runs from base 1 to 630 and encodes 209 amino acids. The transcript has a single exon. The record is from RefSeq and is a predicted model, not a curated record.